Molecule: messenger RNA, 1293 nt
Organism: Leptosia nina
Lineage: Eukaryota; Metazoa; Arthropoda; Insecta; Lepidoptera; Pieridae
Source: the annotation of a GenBank genome assembly
AUGAAGUUUUGGAUGGUUGUGUCCUUAUUUACUUUGGCUUUAGCCAAACAUGAGAGAUAUGCUGGCUGGAGGUCAUACUACGUAACACCAGCCACAAAAGAACAACUAGCAACGUUGGGCUCCUUGGAGAGCAAAUUAGAUGUGGACAUCUUCGUUAGACCAAGGGUUGAUCGCGAAGGUAUGGUCCUGGUGAAACCUCAAUAUCUAAAUGAAUUUAUCACGGCUAUGGAAGAGGAAGGAAUUCCAUACAGCUUACAUACCGAGGACGUAAAAGCUCGUUUAGAAGUUGACGAUGAACAAAUAGAAGCCAGACAUACCGAAUUCAGAAGUAAAAGUACAACUGAGAAACCUUACGACAACUAUGUCCGUCUAGAAGCAAUUUACAAUUACACAGAUGGGAUUGCUGCAAAGUAUCCCAACCUUGUUACUUCAGUGACAGGUGGAAACUCCUUCGAAGGUAGACCGAUCAAGUACUUAAAAAUUUCAUCAAGCAACUUCCAAAAUAGAUCGAAGUCCAUAAUCAUGGUAGAAGCAACUAUUCAUGCUCGAGAAUGGAUAGUUCCUCCAGCAGCUACUUACGCGAUACACAAGUUGGUUGAAAAUUUGACUGAUCCAGAACUACUUGAAAACUUUGAUUGGAUUAUAUUACCUGUAUCAAAUCCUGAUGGAUACCAAUACUCUCACACUAAUGAAAGGUUCUGGCGUAAAACUCGUUCCACUGACCAGAGCUCUUUAAGCCAAUUGUGUCCCGGAGUUGACGGAAAUCGUAACUAUGACAUUCACUGGAGUACCGUGGGCACUAGCAAUAAUCCCUGCACAGAAACUUACGGAGGAUCUAAAGCGUUUUCUGAAGUCGAGACAAGAAUAGUUAGAGACAUCCUCAAUGAAUACUUGGAUAGAUUGACUCUAUUCAUAACUCUCCACAGCUACGGCAGCAUGAUCUUGUACCCUUGGGGUCACGACGGUAGCUUAUCGCCAAAUGCUUUUGGUUUACAUACCGUCGGAGUCACCAUGGCUGAAGCAAUCCAGAAAAAAUCUUUACCAAAUUUCCCAACUUAUAAAGUUGGCAAUUCUUUAUUAGUGAUUGGUUACGGUGCUUCGGGAGCCGGUGAAGAUUAUGCACAUUCCAUUGGAGUUCCUCUAGCCUAUACUUAUGAAUUACCAGGUCUAUCAAGAGGUUUACAAGGCUUCCACUUAGAUCCUAAAUAUGUCAGACAAGUUGCAGAAGAAACCUGGGAGGGCAUUGCUGCUGGAGCUAAACAUGCGAGGGAGAUAGUAAAUAGGAAAUUAUAA